This is a messenger RNA of Diospyros lotus (date-plum), 2518 nucleotides long. Its product is annotated as ribosome biogenesis protein BOP1 homolog. The record is from RefSeq and is a predicted model, not a curated record. Gene Ontology annotation, cellular component: PeBoW complex; preribosome, large subunit precursor. Gene Ontology annotation, biological process: ribosome biogenesis; maturation of LSU-rRNA from tricistronic rRNA transcript (SSU-rRNA, 5.8S rRNA, LSU-rRNA). Bases 106 to 2289 code for a protein of 727 amino acids. The transcript is spliced from 18 exons. Gene Ontology annotation, molecular function: protein binding; ribonucleoprotein complex binding. Lineage: Eukaryota; Viridiplantae; Streptophyta; Magnoliopsida; Ericales; Ebenaceae.
GCCUCCCUCCUCUCUGUUUUGGCCCUAGAAACCUUCAAAAACCCUAGCUGCAACUGUGAGUUUCUGGGCUUGCACUUGUUCGGAGAGAGACGGAUUACUAUACAGAUGAGGCACAAGAACAGGGAAGAGUCUGCAACAGAUAGAGAACUGGAGCACAAAGUAGUAGAAGAGGCAGCGGCCGAGGAGAUUCCUUCCAGUUCCGGAUCUGACGACAACGAGGAUUUCGACGAGGAUGAUGGCAUAUUGACAGAAUCAGGAUCAGAACAGAGUGAAUUCCCAGCAGAAGACAAGCAGGAGAUGGGUAAUUCUAGUGAUGAUGAUGGUGGUGCUGAUGAGUCUAGUGAUUAUGAUGGCUCUGAUGAUGACCACAGUCUGCAGGAUCAAGCUAGUGACGAAGAACAUCAGGGAGUUGAAGAGAGCGAUUCUUCUGAAGAUGAGGUUGCUCCUCGUAAUACAGUUGGGGAUGUUCCUUUGGAGUGGUACAAGGAUGAGGAACAUAUUGGGUAUGACAUCAGAGGGAAGAAGAUCAAGAAAAAGGAGAGGGAAAGCAAACUGGAUUCAUUUCUAGCCAGUGCCGAUGACUCAAAAAAUUGGCGCAAAAUCUAUGAUGAGUACAAUGAUGAGGAAGUUGACCUUACAAAACAUGAGACUAAACUUAUACGGAGAUUGCUGAGUGGACAAGCACCGCAUGCUGACUUUGAUCCUUAUGCGCCUUAUGUUGAUUGGUUUACCUGGGAAGAUGCUAAACACCCACUUUCUAAUGCCCCAGAACCAAAGAGGCGAUUCAUUCCAUCAAAGUGGGAGAGUAAAAAGGUGGUUGAGUAUGUGAGGGCUAUUCGGAAGGGAUUAAUAAAAUUUGACAAACCAAAAGAAGAAUCACAGUUCUAUCUUUUGUGGGGAGAUGAUUCUGGCUCAUCUGAAAAGACUAGUCAUGGAUUGGCUUAUAUUCCUGCACCAAAGCCGAAAUUGCCAGGGCAUGAGGAAUCUUAUAAUCCUUCUCUAGAAUAUAUUCCAACCCAAGAAGAGAUAAAUUCUUAUCAGCUUAUGUUCGAGGAGGACCAACCUAAAUAUAUUCCUAAAAGGUUUACAUCUUUGAGAAGUGUUCCAGCCUAUGAGAAAGCUGUUAAAGAAUCCUUUGACCGUUGUUUGGACCUAUAUUUGUGUCCUAGAGCUCGGAAAAAACGUAUUAAUAUCGAUCCUGAAUCUCUAAAGCCAAAGCUACCAAGUCGUAAAGAUCUUAAGCCCUAUCCAAGAACAUGUUAUCUGGAAUAUAGAGGCCACAAGGGUGCCGUUAUGUCAAUUUCUACGGAGGUUUCUGGGCAGUGGAUUGCUUCAGGUUCGACUGAUGGAACAGUGCGUGUAUGGGAGGUUGAAACAGGAAGAUGUCUUAGAAUAUGGGAACUUGGUGAAGCUGUCCAGCAUGUGGCAUGGAAUCCUUUGCCCGAGCUUCCAAUAUUAGCAGUCUCUGUGGGACAAGAUGUAUUCCUUUUAAACCCUGGAUUUGGGGAUGACGAAGUCCAGAGAAGGGUUAAAGAAGUACUGCAUGUUGAAACACCUACAGCACCAGAUCCCUCUGGUAAUAAUACUUCAUCCACUGUGACCUGGGCUCAAGACAAUAACCACAAGGGAGUUCGAUUAAAGCAUUUUAAGACUGUGUCUUCAGUAGAAUGGCAUCGGAAAGGAGACUACUUCUCUACAGUUAUGCCUUCUGGUGAAUCGAGAGCAAUAUUGAUACACCUACUAUCAAAGAAACAAACGCAAAGAAUUCCUUUCAAGUUGCAUGGGCUUCCAGUUUCAUCUUCCUUCCAUCCAACCCGUUCUGUCUUCUUUGUUUCAACAAAAAAGAAUGUUCGCGUUUAUGAUCUAUUGAAGCAAAAGCCCAUUAAGAAGCUUGAAACUGGACUCCGUGAAGUCUCUUGCAUUGCCGUUCAUCCUGGUGGUGAUAAUGUCAUUGUGGGGAGUAGAGAAGGAAAAUUGUGUUGGUUUGAUAUGGACCUCUCAUCCCAACCUUACAGAAUUCUAAAGUGUCAUCCAAAAGAUAUUACCAAUGUGGCCUUUCAUCGUUCCUAUCCCCUAUUUGCGUCAUGCUCUGAUGAUUGCACGGCAUAUGUUUUUCACGGCAUGGUUUACUCAGAUCUAAAUCAGAACCCUCUUAUUGUUCCAUUGGAAAUUCUCCGAGGGCAUGAAAGUGAAAAUAGAAGAGGGGUAAUGGACUGUAAGUUCCAUCCUAGACAACCGUGGUUAUUCACUGCUGGUGCUGAUUCGGUGAUCAAACUUUACUGCCAUUAAGCGACGCGUGGGCCGGCCUGUUUUGGGUGUUUGUGGAAUUUGGCUCGGCUAAAAAUGGUGGCGGGUCGAUCUCAUUGAAGAUUGAGGCCAGCUCAAAUAUGUAUCAGAUAUCUCCAUUUAUUUAGUUGUGGGUAAACUUGUGAAAGUCGUAUCCCUAUCAAAAUUUUGCCGUCUUUACCUCAUAAUGAGGACGCAUGUUAUAUGAUCAAUUCAACGCAUUCCUUCUCAA